Molecule: messenger RNA, 1963 nt
Organism: Thrips palmi
Lineage: Eukaryota; Metazoa; Arthropoda; Insecta; Thysanoptera; Thripidae
Exons: 4
Coding region: 144-1268 (374 amino acids)
Source: RefSeq, a predicted model, not a curated record
AAAGUUGGGUUAGUGAGCUUUACACUAGAUUUGUUUUUCUCUUUCCGACCAAAUGAUUGACCUGUACCUUGUGGGACUCAUUCAUAUGUGUUUAUUUCAGGUGUCAGAACGUGCAAUUGGCGUCUCGUUUUACGACUGUACGGAUGAAGUCGGCCUUGUAUCGUGCCAGAGCAGAGAACUACCCUAGGAUCCCUCCAACCUUACUGUACCUGGGUGUUCUGUUGGGCACACCUAACAUGCGCCCACUGUGCAGAACAGUCGAUGGUACUGAUUAUAUAUUUAAAGGGGUUGUUGGUUGCCUCGCAUCAAGAACAGUUGCUCUGAUCUUUGCCUCGGGACGAAUGUUACAAUUUCUUCAGUCGAGGAGGAAUCUUCACAGUGAUGGCACGUUCAAGAAGCGUUCCAAGAAACCACAAAUGGCACAGAUUUUUAACAUUGUGACAAAGUAUGGUGAAAAUGUUGUUGCAAUUGUCAGAGUUCUGAUGCUUUCCAGGACCACAGAGGCAUACCUUGAGGUCCUAGAGCAUCUGAAGACUUUGGCUCCUAACAUGGACCCUGAUAGAAUCCACUCUGAUUUUGAGCGGGCAGAAAUGAAUGCUUGGAAGAGAGCAUUUCCAAGGGCAAGGGUUGUCGGAUGUAUCUGGCACUAUGCAGUGGCUUGCAGCUGUUUUGCACAUUCAUUGGGCUUAAGGCACCUUGCUGAUGAAUUUGAAGCUGUGUUUGUCUUUAUAAGGUGUCUGUGUGGUGCGCCUUUGCUCCCAGCAGACUUGAUCUGGCAUGGAGUAAUUGAAAUCUGGCGUGAGGUAGAGCAGACAGAAUGGCGCGACGAAUUGUUGCCUCUAUUCCAAUACUUUGAGAGGGAAUGGAAGCCUCGUGUCAAUGAGCUCUCAGUUUGGGACUGCCCGGAACGAACAAACAAUUGUUCUGAAUCAGAUAACCACACUCUGGCUAAUGUUAUACCACAAAACCGGCCUAAUGUGUUUCAUCUCAUUGGAGGUUUUGUGAAAUUGGAGCAUCUUGCCUGGAGCGACAAAGUAGCCAUUGAUUCUUGUCGUCAAGUGACUGGCUCAAGAAAGUGGAAAACAAUCCACAAUGACAGAGUGGUGAUGCGGGCGUCUGAACUCCUGGAAAAUCGCGAGAUAACACCAGGACAUUUUCUCCAUGUGGCCUCUUAUGCCAUACAUGCAGCUGUUCUACAUGGAUUGAAGAUGAAACGACGGAAUGAUGAAUCCGAUUCAGAUUCUGAUGGAAACUCUGACUCAGACUGACUGAACUCUCCCCCUUUUCGAGCCGGUUCCAAGUGAUCUCAUCGAUAUAGCUGUGAUAUAGCAUCCAAAACAUUGAGUGGCACCUCAAUCUUAGUCCAGCGCCUAGAACUGACUGCAGCUCUCUGGGACGGUGAGCUAUGGAAUGUUGUAGCUCUGUACUAAUACGUUGUAGCCAUGUACUAAUACGAACAAUUCAAUAUUGACAUUACCACUUGGUUCUGGCGAAGAAAAUGAACAUUCCAUAGCUCACUGUCAGUUAAGUGUUUGCUUUUGAAUGUUUGUUUUCAUUCGGAACCUAAUUUGAGGUGCUUUUGAGUGUUUCUAGUUUUUAUUCUAGUACUUGUAUUAGCAGGAGCUUUAACAUUGAAAGUGAAUGACGAACUGCAAAGUGUCUGCUGUUACUUUUAUUCCUGUAGCGAUUCUAGUUCUGUUAUCUUAUUACCAGUUCUUAGAGGAGCUGUCUUUUUAUUCCUGUAGUUUGAAGUUUCACCCGAAUUGCUGUCAAUCUUAUUGUACUCUGUGCCCUACCUGUAGGUGCACUUUUCUUAUACCUUGUUUUAAUGGCAAGUGUUUCAUUUGACGUUAUAAUUGAAAGUAAUUUUGCUUGUUCAUUAAAAGCAUUUUUCACACAGCUGGUCGUGUUUUUUCUCUUUUCUGCCGAAAGUCACUUCUUUUAAUGCAAAGAGAAUUUGUAA